Molecule: messenger RNA, 1867 nt
Organism: Fragaria vesca subsp. vesca
Lineage: Eukaryota; Viridiplantae; Streptophyta; Magnoliopsida; Rosales; Rosaceae
Product: probable S-acyltransferase At5g05070-like
Exons: 5
Coding region: 243-1412 (389 amino acids)
Biological process (GO): peptidyl-L-cysteine S-palmitoylation; protein targeting to membrane
Cellular component (GO): endoplasmic reticulum; Golgi apparatus
Molecular function (GO): protein-cysteine S-palmitoyltransferase activity
Source: RefSeq, a predicted model, not a curated record
AAAAAACUCAAAAAAUAAAGAAGAAACAGAGAGACGCCGAGAGAGGGAGAGAGAGAGGGGAGGAGGAUGAUGGAGAUGUGAUUUUGAGCAUUCAUCUCUUCUCUGUGCGUUAUCGAUCUCAUAUCAUUCGCUUCACCUCUCACCCAACACCACCCCAAAAAUGAUCGCCUGAUUCUUGCGGCGGUGUUUGGGAAUCCAAUUCCUUCAUUUCUAAAAAGAAGAAUAGUAUUAUUAUUUCCACGAUGUUGGGUAGGAAAACCAGCCAAGUCUGUGAUUCUUCCUCCUCCAAUGGCGACUCUCCCGAGUCCCACCAAGAAAGGCUCUACCGAGUCUGGAAGGGCAACAACAAAUUUUUGUGUGGUGGAAGAUUAGUGUUUGGUCAUGAUGGCGCAUCACUCUAUUUAACUAGCUUCUUGAUCGGAUGUCCUGCACUCACAUUCUGCAUAAGAAUGCUUGUCAUCAGACAUCAAGCACAUUAUGACUAUCCUGUAUUCACUGCAGGCCUUCUCCUCACUGUUUUGGAUUUUAUUUUUCUCUUCCUCACGUCUGGUAGAGAUCCGGGUAUAAUUCCGAGGAAUUCAAGACCGCCUGAAUCAGAUGGGGUUUGCGAAUCUACGCCAUCAAUGGAGUGGAUCAAUAACAAAGGUUCCAGUAUGAAAUUACCCCGAAUUAAGGAUGUACAAGUCAAUGGCCAUACAGUGAAGGUCAAGUUUUGCGAUACUUGUUUGUUGUAUCGUCCACCGCGCGCUUCUCAUUGUUCCAUAUGCAACAACUGUGUUCAGAAGUUCGAUCACCAUUGUCCAUGGGUUGGUCAGUGUAUUGGAUUACGUAACUAUCCAUUUUUCAUCUUGUUUAUUUCAUCAUCAACCUUGCUCUGCAUCUAUGUCUUUGUGUUUUCCUGGAUCAACCUUCUUCACCAACAUGGCAACUUAUGGAAGGCCAUGUCACGCGAUGUCGUCUCAGUAAUCUUGAUAGUAUAUUGCUUCAUAGCAGUCUGGUUUGUCGGGGGGCUUACAGUUUUUCAUGUCUAUCUAAUAUGCACCAACCAGACAACAUAUGAGAACUUUCGUUACCGCUACGAUAAGAAUGAAAACCCAUACACUAAGGGGAUACUAGGAAACUUGAAAGAAGUGUUCUGCUCCAGGAUUCCACCUUCAAUGGUCAAUUUCCGAGUAUGGGUUUUAAAAGAUGAUGAUAGUGCAAUGGGGUCCGUUGCUUCAGAGAGUGAAAGAGGCUUUAUUGGUUCCAAAGAGAAAUUCGACAUAGAAAUGGGGAACAAGUUUACCAGGGACGGUAAGUUGGUAGUUCCAAGUAUUUUGUGGAAAUUGGACUACAAUGGCAUUGAUGAUAACAUGAAGAAGAAUAAUUUAGACAGUAGUGGUUUCACUGAGGUCUUGAAAAGGAAGGCAUAAGGUCAACUGUUUCUCUUUCCGAUUGGUCAAGACACAAAAUUCAAAAGGGGGUUCUACAGCUGGAGUUAAUUGUGUUAGUGGCGAGAGGGCACAGUAGUUCCAAAUCAGUAGUGAAAGGUAGUCUUCCUUCUAAUAUACAUGCCAGUUUUAUUUUAUUUUAUUUUAUUAUUAUUAUGAAAUUAUCUUGGAGAAGGCAAUUAGAGUGAUUUAUUUGUUUGUUGAUGACCCUAUUCUCUGGUUGCAUAUGUUUCUUGACUACUUCAAGUUUCUUAUAACAAUUUUUUUAGAAAGGGUUUUAUUUUAUUUCUUAUAACUUUUCUUUUAAAUAAUAGCGUAGAUGUUUUGUUUGCAUUAAUUAAACUAUCAUUAUCAAUACCUGUGAAAAUGACUCAAUACAUUGUAGUGUAGACUUGUAGAGUCAAAUGUAUACAAAAAAUGCUUAUUCUGUUUAAUCA